Schizophyllum commune H4-8 is the source of this 3672-nucleotide messenger RNA. Its product is annotated as P-loop containing nucleoside triphosphate hydrolase protein. Gene Ontology annotation, biological process: transmembrane transport. NCBI's taxonomy places the organism in Eukaryota, Fungi, Basidiomycota, Agaricomycetes, Agaricales, Schizophyllaceae. The record is from RefSeq and is a predicted model, not a curated record. Gene Ontology annotation, cellular component: fungal-type vacuole; fungal-type vacuole membrane. Gene Ontology annotation, molecular function: ABC-type peptide transporter activity; ATP binding; ATP hydrolysis activity. The transcript is spliced from 19 exons. Bases 34 to 3525 code for a protein of 1163 amino acids.
GACGACGACGACUUCUCGUCGCGCGCGCAGGUGAUGACGCUGAUGACGACGGACGUGGACCGCGUGAGCGAGUUCGCGUGGCAUUUGUUUAGUUUGAUCGACUCCCCCAUCGAGAUCGUCAUCGGCUCCUGGUUCCUCUACGACCUCCUCGGGCCCUCCUGCUUCGUGGGCCUCGCGGCGACGCUCGCGUUCCUGCCGAUGAACCAUUUCGCGGGGAAGAUCGUCGUCUCCGCGCAGGACAACCUGAUGCGCGCGCGCGACGAGCGCGUCGCGCUCAUGAACGAGGUGCUGGGCGCGAUCCGGAUGCUCAAAUUCAUGGCCUGGGAGCGCUCCUUCGAGGCGCGCGUGCUGCGUGUUCGGGAGAAGGAGCUCAAGUAUCAGAGGAUGAACUACGUGAUUGAGACCCUCUGGAACGCGAUCUGGAACGGCUCGCCGAUCCUCGUCACGCUCGUCGCCUUCUGGCACUACUCGGUGCUGCGGGGGCAGCCGCUGGGCCCGGCGACGGCGUUCACGAGUAUUAUGGUGUUCACGGAGAUGAAUUUCGCGCUGAACGCGCUGCCGGAGACGUUCAUCAACAUGCUGCAGUCGCUCGUGUCGCUCCGGCGUAUCGAGAAGUACCUGGGCGCGGCGGAGGUGAAGAAGUUGGAGGGGUUGGGGCCCUCCGCCCUCCCCGCGGAGCCUACGCCCAUCGAGCUCCGCUCGUGCACGCUCACCUGGCCGCAGGAGCGCGCCUCCACAUCGACUGGUCUUGAAGCUUCGACGACCUCCACCACUCUCCCGGGCCUCUCCACCCCGCGCCCCUCCUUCAUCCUGCAGGACGUCACCUUGUCUUUCCCUCCGGGCGCGCUGUCGCUUGUGUGCGGGAAGCUCGGGAGCGGGAAGACGCUGCUUUUGUUGGGCUUGCUGGGCGAGGCGGACGUGCUUGCAGGGCAACUGUCGUGCCCAAGGUCGCCGCCGGAUGCGCUGGCAGUGUUUGCGAAGGAGGCGGAGGAGAAGGGCUCUAUCGCGCCCGAAUCCUGGAUCGUGCCCGGUGUGUGCGCGUACGUGCCGCAGGCCGCCUGGCUCCGGAAUGCCUCCAUCAAGGACAACAUCCUCUUCAGCCUCCCCUACGACGAAGCGCGCUACACCGCCGUCCUCGACGCCUGCGCCCUGACCGCCGACCUCGACGUCCUCGAAGACGGCGACGCGGCCGAAAUUGGCGAGCGCGGCGUGAACCUCUCCGGCGGGCAGAAAGCGCGCGUCUCCCUCGCGCGCGCCGUCUACUCGCGCGCGGAGACGCUGCUCCUCGACGACGUGCUCUCCGCGGUCGACGCGCACACCGCGCAGCACCUCUUCGCGCGCUGCCUCCGCGGCCCGCUGAUGGACGGCCGCACCGUCGUGCUCGUCAGCCACCACGUGCAGCUGUGCGUGGGCGGCGGCGGGCGGGGCAGGCGCGGCGCGGAGUACGUGGUCGCGCUGGACAACGGGCGCGUGCGGUACGCGGGCGGCGUGGAGGGCUUCCGCGGCUCGGGCGUGAUGGCGGGGCUGGUGCAGGCGGUGGACGCGGUGGAGGAGGACGAGAAGGAGGAGCUGGCGAUUGAGGGGGGCUUUGAAGGCGCGGAUGAGGCGGGGCAGGGCGUGCGCCCGUCGGAGCUGAAGACGGCGCCGCAGCCGGCGCCUGCGGCCCCAGCCAAGGCAAGGAAGCCGCCCCGGAAGCUCGUCGAGGAGGAGAAGCGCGCUGUCGGCAGGAUUGGCAAGGAUAUCUGGCUCACGUACUUCAAAGCUUGCGGCGACAAGUGGUACUGGGCGUUCUUCGUCUUCGUCUUCGUUGUCUCUGCGCUCUCGCCGGUCGCUGAGAACGGCUGGCUGAGGUACUGGUCGGCGCAAGAGCUGACGCCGCCGAGCGAGCGCAAGAGCGCGGGGUACUACAUCGGCAUUUACGCCGCGGUCGCUCUUGCGGGUCUCGUUGUCACGACUCUCCGUUGGUUCAGCUUGUACGGCGGCUCCAUUCACGCCUCCCGCGUUCUCUAUAAGCGCCUUCUUGAGUCGGUCCUCUUCGCCAACAUUCGCUUCCACGAUACUGUCUCCCGCGGACGUGUGCUCAACCGGUUCGGGAAGGAUUUUGAGGGCAUUGACUCCUCGCUUUCGGACAACUUCGGACGCACGGCGAUGUACAGCUUGUCCACGGCGACGACAAUCAUCACGGUCAGCGUGGUCGGUGGACCGCCCUUCGUCGCCGCCGCGCUUGUUAUCGGGUUCUUCUACUACCAAGUUGGCAAGGUUUACGGUCAGACCUCCCGCGACAUGCGCCGCCUCGACUCGGUUACCCGCUCCCCGCUCUACUCGCUCUACGGCGAGACCAUCUCCGGCGUCACCAUCCUCCGCGCCUUCGGCGCCUCAACCAAGUUCAUGCGCGACAUGCUCCGCUGCGUCGACACGAACGCGAACCCGUACUACUGGAUGUGGGGCGUGAACCGCUGGCUCUCCGUGCGCUUCAACCUCCUCUCCUCCGCCGUCGUCGGCGUCACGGCCGUCGUCGUCAUGCUCACGCCGCGCAUCGACGCCGCGUUCGCCGGCUUCGCGCUCGCGUUCGCGAACAGCAUCACGGGCGACCUGCUCUUCAUGGUCCGCCGCUUCGUCGGGCUCGAGCAGAGCAUGGUCGCGCUCGAGCGCGUGAAGGAGUACUCGGAGCUGAAGCGCGAGGCACCCGAGUUCGUCGAGCCGCGCCCGCCGGCGGCGUGGCCGGAGCGCGGGGAGAUCAAUGUCGAGGACUUGGUGAUCCAGUAUGCGCCGGAGCUGCCGCCGGUGCUGCAUGGGUUGACGUUCUCGGUCAAGCCGGGCGAGAAGGUUGCGGUGCUCGGAAGGACGGGCUCCGGCAAGAGUACGCUUGCGUUGAGCUUCUUCAGGUUUGUGGAAGCGACGCAGGGCAAGAUCUUCAUCGAUGGGCUCGACAUUGCGAAGGUCGGGCUGACGGACCUGAGGAGUCGCUUGACCAUCAUCCCUCAGGACCCAACGAUCUUAAGCGGUACCUUGCGUUCGACUUUGGACGUCUUCGAGGAAUACGAGGACGCCGAAAUCUACGAAGCCCUUCGUCGCGUACACUUGAUCCCCUCGGAGAAUUCCUCGGAGCCAAUCCCAGGGGACAUCAACGUGAACGUCUUCCGCAACCUCGACGGUGUUGUCUCGGAGGGCGGCGAAAACUUCUCGACUGGCGAGAAACAACUCCUUUGCAUGGCCCGGGCUAUCCUUAAGCGCUCCAAGGUGCUUUUCAUGGACGAGGCGACGGCGAGUGUUGACUAUGCCACCGACGAGCUCAUCGGAAAAACGAUUCGACAAGAAUUCGCCGAUAGCACGAUACUGACGAUUGCGCAUCGCUUGAGGACCGUGAUCGAUUACGACCGGGUCAUGCUGCUCGACAACGGGCGUAUUGCAGAGUUCGACAGCCCGGCCACCCUUCUGCGCGAUACCUCGUCGAAGUUCUACUCACUGUGCAAGGCGACGGGCAAGGAGGAAUUCGCGAUGUUGAAAAAGCUUGCUGGCGCAUGAGAUGGCGCUACGAGCUGGAAGGUACCCUCUUAGAACGGAUUGAUCUACUUACAUGCUUGUUUGGUACACGUGCAGUGCUUAUAGACGUUGUCCAAUAGACCCCGAAAGCGUGGAUGCCACGGUGGUCAGCGGGCUUGUUUAUCACUC